Pimephales promelas (fathead minnow) is the source of this 1623-nucleotide messenger RNA. It is a transcript of the gene guca1b, whose product is annotated as guanylate cyclase activator 1B. The record is from RefSeq and is a predicted model, not a curated record. Gene Ontology annotation, molecular function: calcium ion binding; calcium sensitive guanylate cyclase activator activity. Lineage: Eukaryota; Metazoa; Chordata; Actinopteri; Cypriniformes; Leuciscidae. Gene Ontology annotation, biological process: visual perception. Gene Ontology annotation, cellular component: cone photoreceptor outer segment; photoreceptor inner segment.
CUGUGCAAGACCUUCAUUGACACAGAGCGGGGACCAAUAUGUCUAAAUGUAUUUUCACCUAUUCAACUUUCAGUGAGGAAGUGGAAGAAUUCUUUUGUAUUUUUGUGGCCUUAAACCUAUUAUUUUAGUGUUUUAUGUUCAGACAUGAGAGCCCUAGAACCUGAGGAACUGAGGAAUGGAACGUUCUGUGUACUAAAUGUUGAAUUAUAGCAAAGCUCUUGAUCUUGUUUCAAGCUAAUUGAUUCAGACAUGGAUUGAUAUGAAUAAUCUCUUGCCAUCAUGUGACCCAAAAUAGUCCUUGUGCUGAAUCCCAAGCCAGUAGAGCACCUUCGCUGAAUGGUUGAGGUUUCUUCUACACUUUGGUCAAUUUUAACUUAAAGGGGAUAUAUGUUUGUGUCCUAAAUCAGACGUAUUCAGUGUUGUAUCAUCAACUUGUCAGGCUUAAAGGUUUAUUGGAAUAUCUGAAUCAGAGAGAACUCCAGGAAAGGGAAACUGCCAGAUGUGAUCAGCAGAGAAGCUUGUGUUUUUUAUUGUCAUCUUUUCGUGAUGGGUCAACGACUCAGUGAGGAUUCCGACGACAAAGAAAUUGAUGUUGCUGAACUGCAGGAGUGGUAUAAAAAGUUUGUGGUGGAAUGUCCGAGUGGAACCCUAUUCAUGCACGAGUUCAAGAGCUUCUUCGGUGUAACUGGAAACCAGGAAGCGGCAGAUUACAUAGAAAACAUGUUCCGUGCUUUUGAUAAAAAUGGGGACAACACUAUUGAUUUUCUGGAAUACGUUGCAGCCUUGAAUCUAGUGCUGCGAGGAAAGUUGGAGCACAAACUGAAAUGGACUUUUAAAAUGUAUGACAAGGAUGGGAGUGGCUGCAUCGACAAAACAGAGCUCAAGGAGAUUGUGGAGUCAAUAUACCGACUAAAGAAAGCCUGCCAUGGGGAACUUGAUGAGGAGUGUAACCUACUGACCCCAGAUCAGGUGGUGGACCGAAUAUUUGAGCUAGUGGAUGAGAACGGAGAUGGGGAGUUGUCUCUGGACGAGUUCAUUGACGGGGCGCGACGUGACAAGUGGGUCAUGAAGAUGCUGCAAAUGGACGUUAACCCCGGGGACUGGAUCAGUGAACAGAGACGCCGCAGCUCCGACUCCUGAACUCUAAAAUCACCAAAACAACCCUUAAAUCAGCCGACAUAUACAUAUACAGUUACAGUUUCUCAACUACAGUUUUAGUCAUGGUUCAUGAAAGUGAAUCUUGAGUCAUCAGCACAAAUUAUUUAGAUCAUAUGUAUAUAUAUAUUUUUUUUUUACCAUGGUAUCUAUUUCCCGUUUGUUUUUGACUAAAAUAAUUCACUUUAUCUGCAUGUAUAUAUACAUGUUUUCUUUAUUGUUUCUUUUGUUCUUGUUGCUAGGAUCUGUGGAUUGCUCACUUAUAUUGAUCUAUUAUUUGCAGAUAAGAUGUAUUCGUUUAACUUUUUUGCAGCAUAUUACUCUGUUUAUAAAUAACAGCCAUCAGUUACAAAUGGGCAUAUCUGAUGUUUGUAAAUAUAUGAAUAUUGUAAAGUCUCUUCUUGAAGGUCAAAAUUGUAAAAGUAUUUGCAUCUGUACAUUUCUCAAAAAUAAAACUCAUCAAUCAUA